This is a messenger RNA of Microthlaspi erraticum, 687 nucleotides long. NCBI's taxonomy places the organism in Eukaryota, Viridiplantae, Streptophyta, Magnoliopsida, Brassicales, Brassicaceae. The record is from the annotation of a GenBank genome assembly.
AUGAAUCUCACGGCUCUGGAGACAACCAUGGAAGAGCUCAGGCUAAGCGUGAUGAUUGUCAACAAGGGUCACAAGAGAGGAGGAAAGAGUUUAAUAUCGAGUUAUCGUUACGGGGAAAAGGUUUCCUUUACGUUGCAGGAGGUUGAGGAACUUAAGAGUAAAGAAUUUGGAGAGGUUUGUGGGCAAGCUCAAACCUCAACUGAGACAGCUGUGAUAGAGGAGACAGCUGUGAUAGAGGAAAUACAACUUCCACCGACAAUUGUUGGUCAAGGAACAAUGCUCGAAAAUGCAUGGAAACAUCUCAAGGACGAUAGAGUUGGUACUAUGGAGUUACAUGUAGAGAAGAUUCAAAAUGAGAUCGCUCAGAAAAUUGGUCUUGGUGGAGAGGAUUGGAAGAAAAAGGACAAGAAUAAAAAAAGCUUACGUUUAUACAAUUUCUUGAAGGAAAAGAGAUUUGUGCUGUUUUUAGAUGACAUAUGGGAGAAGGUGGAUCUUAUAGAGAUUGGAGUCCCGAUUCCAGCACCAGAAAACCGAUGCAAAGUAGUUUCACCACUCGUCGCCAAGACGUAUGUGAUCGCAUGGAGGUUAAGACCCAAUGGAAGUCAAUGCUUGGGUGACGAUGAAGCAUUUGAUUUGUUCCAAAAGAAGGUUGGACAAAGAACAUUAGGACGCCAUCGGGAUCCCUGA